UUUAGAUUCGAUAGCAUGUUUUCAAUAUACAGACACACAUAUAUAUAUUAUAUAUAAUAAAAACAUGUGCUUGGUUUGUAUUAUCCUUGCACUUUGAUCAGUGGGGGGUGGUCUAGUGCACUGUAAAUGUCACUUUCUGAAAUCUUCUUACAUGUCAAUACAGUACGUUAUAGUCCAGUGGGCUUAAAAUUGCAUUAUGUAGAUCUAGAAAAUGUAAUUGCCGAUAAAUGAGAGGACUCGAGUCAAACGUAGGGUACAAGCCGCUUGUUUGCUUUGACUCACAGCUGGUCUUUGCCAUGUAACUUUUGGCCUGUGUCACUGAGUGGUCAAAACCCCCACCCAGAGGAAAACUGACACAAAACUGUACAGGCGAGGGCAAAAGAGCACGUAUGUCCAUGGUGCUGGUGUCAUAAUAUGCAAUGGAAAAAAAGUCUCGAAAUAAAAUGUACACAAAAGAUGACUGCGAUCAAGACGUGAAAUUAACAACAUAUUUCUACAACACUUUCCUUUGAGCACACAAAAAGAGAAGUGAAUAAAGUAUGUGAAUCCGUUGACGUUAGAUGCAUUUUGACAUAAAUUAGUCAAAAAGUUGUUGUUUCUUUAUUGCACACCCAAUACAAACAUUGAGUGCAGUUUGGAGAAAAUAUGUGAACCCCUUUGCUAAUGAUUUCCCCCAGACCAAAUUAGUCAAGUAUCCAUGCCAUGGAGGUUUUGGUUAAAGGCAAAUCUGCCCUAAACUUUAAAAGCACACACCAGUUUUAGGUUUACUAUUCUUAAGAAUCAUUGCCUGAUCUGAACCAUGCUUUGAAUAAAUUAACUUUCAGGAGACCUACAGUAAAGAAUUGUUGGUUAGAUGAAGGGUAACUAAACCUUGGUGUUUAUCAGUCCAUGUCGUGAGCAAACAGAUUUAUCUUCAAAAGGAGAAAAUCUACCAAUGUUGCUACUGUCACUUUGAGUGAAGUAAAGGUGAGCAAAAGGCAGCAACAAUAUUCUACAACAUUUUAUGUAGCAAAAAAAAUAACAUUUUGACUGAGCCCUUGAGGACAAAGUAAACAACAGCAGUGUACAUGGAUAGAUAUAUACAGAAACAAAUUUGAACAAAAACACAGCUCGCUAAGUAGCAAAAAACAAACAAAAAAAAAAGUUUACCCUGUAAUGAAAUUACUAUACAGACAGAUAUAAAUACAAAGAUACAGAACUGAACAGGCAGCAGGAAGAGCCGACAGCAUUGCAAGUAGGAAAAAUAAACUACAAAUUUAUCAGCACAUUUUCCAUGUAUAACAAGUCGAGGAUGACAAACAUCACCGGAAGUAACUGCCGGCAGUUGAGUGGAAAAAAAUACAGUGAACAGCAGAAAAUAAAUAGCAGUAUUGUAUGUAAUGUCGUAAUAAAACACUAGAGAUUAAUCAACAUAUUUUCUAUUUACUGUAUAAGCAGUUGAGGAUGAAAAAAAAAAACAGCGGUAUGAUCUAUCAGCAGUACUGUAUAGAGAAGUAUAUGUUAACUAAAGGCAACAAGAAUUGUCAGCAAGAUUACAUGUAGCAUAUAUAUACAUUUAUCCAUAUACGAGCCGCUGAGAAAAAAAUAACGGCAAUUCUAUUAUAAGUGUCAUGACAAUUGUGGUGGUUUGUACCAAAAUAAGCACAAGUUAAAAGUGCUUUGUGGCUCUACUCUCAGCAGUCCAAACUCAAAACACACUGUAAGAACAAGACGGGGACGACGUGUGCAAUGGAAAGGUCACAUCUAUUGAACGUGAUGCAAUGUCCAGUAUUUGCUCUGGUUGCGUUUGUGCAGGCUGACAUAAUGUGGUUGUGUUGACAAACCAGGGUCAAUAGUUAUCGGAGUGUUCCCAGUCAAAGUAGAAUGUCCCAACACAUUCGUUACUCCCUGCCUUUUUCCGAGGGUAUACACACAUACACGAGACUUAUCGUUUCCCAGUUAGGGUCAGGGGAUGUUUUUGUGAGCGAGUGAAUGCUACUCCUCUCUUGCCCAGCCAAUCACCAGAGAGGUGACAGGUCAUCAUUAUAUCAGCUCUUGAUUGGGAGAGAAAAAUUCAGUUGAGACAGUGGCAGAAGCAACAGCAAUAUUUGGAAAAGUUGAAUUUGAUUUUCUUGUACUCAUGGCACCAAUUCUUCUGAACUGCAUGGGGAACGAUCACAGUGAAUACAUCAAACAACAGGUUCAAGUGCAAAAUCCCUACUUGGACACCAUGGAAGAGGAUAUUCUCUACCACUUCAGCUUGAGUACCAAGUCUCACAACCUACCAGAAAUGUUUGGUGACAUUAAGUUUGUGUGCGUUGGCGGCAGUGCAAAUCGCAUGAAGGCCUUCGCCCAGUUCAUCCACCAGGAGCUGCAACUGUCUGGAAACCCAGCAGAAGUCCAGGAUAUUUGCGAGGGAACCGACCGCUACUGCAUGUAUAAAGUUGGACCAGUGCUCUCUAUAAGUCACGGCAUGGGUGUGCCGUCCAUCUCCAUAAUGCUGCAUGAGCUCAUUAAGCUGCUCCACCAUGCCCACUGCAGGGACGUGAUCCUGUUUCGUCUGGGAACAUCCGGUGGAGUCGGUUUGGCUCCAGGCACGGUGGUGGUGACGGAAAAGGCUGUGGACUACUCCUUCCGGCCCCAGUUUGAGCAGGUGGUUCUGGGUAAAGUGAUCACCCGCAGCACAGAACUGGACGAAGGUGUGGCGAGGGAGCUUCUGCAGUGCUCCAAAGAGCUACAAAACCUCCCCACUGUGAUUGGAAACACCAUGUGCACCCACGAUUUUUACGAAGGUCAAGGACGACUCGAUGGGGCUCUGUGCUCAUUCUCCCAUGAAGAAAAACUGGAGUAUCUGAGGAAAGCGUACGAGGCUGGAGUGAGGAACAUCGAAAUGGAGUCUACUGUGUUUGCAGCUAUGUGUCGCGUGUGUGAUCUCAAAGCGGCCGUCAUCUGUGUCACACUGCUGAACCGCUUCGAGGGUGACCAGAUUACGUCCCCUCAUGAUGUUCUGGUGGAGUACCAGAAGAGACCACAAGCCCUGGUGGCCCACUUCAUCAAGAAACGCCUGGGACAGAUUGUCUGAAAAGCUCUACACCUUCAAAUCAAUCUAUAUAAAUAUGACACGUGUGUGUAUAUACUGUACCUAAUGUUCAUUUGUGGUUUUGAGACACUUUGCACUGAUUAAGUUAAAUAUGAUGUAAAAGGCAUUUAAAUUUGUGUUGUGUCAUUGAAUGUGUCACACUUUGGUGCUUCUGUUAUGGAUAUUACAAAAUGUGUAUCUUUGUUGGAUUAGAAUAACUGCAAGUUUGAUUAUUUUGUUGUACAUAGUAAACAUAUUUUGAAUCAUUAAAAAUUUGUGGGACGGUCAACGAGUAGUUAGCACAUCAGCCUGACAGUUCGAAGGUUGGAGGUUCAAAUCUGGGUUCUGGCCUUUCUGUGUGGAGUUUGCAUGCUACCUCACAUUUGCGUGGAUUUUCUGAAUGUACUCAACCUUCCUUUCACAUUCCAAAAACAUACUACAUAUAUAUCACCAAAAAGCCAGUUUGUUUACCCUUUUAAAUGUUAAGCAACAAGUAUUUUUGGGAUAUGCAGUAUUUGAGUUUUGAGCUUCUGGUACACCCCCCAGCUGUGGGCUGGAAGCAUCUCCAUCAACAGUAAAACGAGGGAUGUCAUCAAAAUGCAUUGAGACACUGAGAUGAAAUUUUGCAAAGAGUGGCAAUCCAUAUUGUGGUUACCAUAUUUAGCUACAUGAGCGAGGUCAAAUAUUAGAAACAAGGUGCCGUUUGUAGUUCUUACACUACUUUCAUCACAAUACUAAAUAUACUGUUAAAUUAAUACAUUUUCGGCAGGUUUCAAGAAAAUAGAACACAUCUAUUAAUUAGGAUUUGCUCCAGACAGCCUUCUCUUAGAUCUCAGACUCAAAUGGUGAAGGAAAGAAAUUGACCACCUAGUCUUGGUACAGGUGAGUUUAAAAUGAUUCACAAUUUCAGUUAGUGUAUUUUUUUGUAGGGAGUGGUUAUAUUUUACUUGGAAAAGACAGAAAAGUGAUGUGAAGAACUGUAAAUGUGUAAUUAUAUUAUCACACCGCUGUUACA
Messenger RNA from Syngnathoides biaculeatus (alligator pipefish), 4073 nucleotides. Its product is annotated as uridine phosphorylase 2-like. Gene Ontology annotation, molecular function: uridine phosphorylase activity. Gene Ontology annotation, cellular component: cytoplasm; cytosol. Gene Ontology annotation, biological process: nucleotide catabolic process; uridine catabolic process. Lineage: Eukaryota; Metazoa; Chordata; Actinopteri; Syngnathiformes; Syngnathidae. The transcript is spliced from 7 exons. Bases 2120 to 3061 code for a protein of 313 amino acids. The record is from RefSeq and is a predicted model, not a curated record.